AUGUUCAUGUUUUUACCAGGGGUGAAAUGCUACUGGUUCAGACCCGUUCGCAAAGAUGCUAUGCAGAUGAGGUUUGAUGGUCGGCUGGGAUUUCCAGGUGGGUUUGUGGAUCCUCGGGAUAUUUCCUUGGAAGAGGGACUAAAUCGAGAACUGUGUGAAGAGUUGGGACCUGGGGCUGCCUCCCUCCACCUGGCUGAGAAGGACUACUUGAGCUCCCAUGCUUCUGAGCAGCCACAGAGAGUGGUGAUGCAUUUCUACGCCAAGCAGCUUAGCUUGGAAGAGUUCCGAAGGGUAGAGGAAGGGGCUAUUCAAGCAAAAGACCAUGGAUUUGAGGUGAUGGGACUCAUCCGCGUUCCCCUCUAUAUUCUACGUGAUGGCGUUGGGGGCCUCCCAAUGUUCCUCAGCAAUACUUUUAUUGGCAAUGCCCGGGAGCAGCUCAUUCAUGCCCUGGAAACUCUCCAACUCAUGCCAGCUGAGCAACUUCAAAAGGCUAUCAGGAUCCCUCAAAAGAGACAUUGA
This is a messenger RNA of Thamnophis sirtalis, 519 nucleotides long. The record is from RefSeq and is a predicted model, not a curated record. Lineage: Eukaryota; Metazoa; Chordata; Lepidosauria; Squamata; Natricidae.